AUGCCUGCUACGAGUACAGUUGUGAUCAGCAGACGCAGUUUCUUCGGGAAAAAGGAUGAAGAAGAGAAGAAGGCCGAGAAGAAGGAACAAACUGAGGGUGAAACUGAGCAGCUAAAUAUUACUCUGGAAGAAGCUAUCGAGCAAAUCAACUCCCUUGAAUCCCAAUUGUCCGAAGCCAAAGCGGCUCGCGAAAAAGAAGAAAAAGACUUCAAAUACAGACUUUCCGAGAUCGCCCAAGAAAUGAAGAGCCAAAAGACCAGAUUGGACAGGGAAGCUGAAAAAGCGAAAGUCUAUGGAAUCAAAAGCUUCGCCAAAGACCUCUUACCAGUCGCAGAUCAGCUCCAACUCGCCCUAGAGAAUGUACCAGCUGCUGAGCUCGAAGAAAAUAAAGCUCUGAACGAUCUUAAGGAGGGUAUUGAAAUGACUCAACAGCAAAUAAGCAAGGCUUUUGAGAAGAAUCAAAUUAUCUUAGUCAACCCGGAAAUUGGCGCUGAAUUCGACGCUAAUCUCCACGAAGCCGUCAUGCGGGUUCCUCGAGCGCAAAUGCCGGACAACGAGCCAAACACAAUCGCUUUCGUCCAAAAGACCGGCUACAAUAUUAAAGAUCAAGUGCUCAGACCAUGCUGGGUUGGCGUCGUUUCAGAAUAA
Molecule: messenger RNA, 648 nt
Organism: Oikopleura dioica
Lineage: Eukaryota; Metazoa; Chordata; Appendicularia; Copelata; Oikopleuridae
Source: the annotation of a GenBank genome assembly